UCUUCCCCUUCCCCUUCCCUCUCUGUUUUCCCUCUGCAAGAAGACAAUUCUUUCCGGCAUUUGGUCGAACAUUUGGUCUUCGCCGCACUUCCAUCGAAGGUCACCGAGUUUCUCGCCGGAAAACGCAGUGGGUUCGAUCUCAGUCGAAGUGAAGAAGAAGACGACGAGGAGGAGGAGAGAGAGGAGAGUUGUAUUGUUUGCUCUUUCCGAUGACGUGAGUGGAAUAAAGUGGUAAGAUAGAGAGAUGGGGAAGGUGGGUUUUGGUUUGGCAGUGAGUUGUGCAGUGGCGUCUUGUGCGAUCGCAGCUAUUCUGGUGAGUCGUAGAGUGAAGAGUAGGCGAAAGUGGAAUCGUGUUGUGGGUGUGUUAAGGGAACUAGAGGAGGGAUGUUCGACGUCGAUAGGGAGACUGCGGCAGGUGGUGGAUGCCAUGGCUGUUGAGAUGCAUGCAGGGUUGGCUUCUGAAGGUGGGAGUAAGCUCAAGAUGCUUCUCACCUUCGUCGACAACCUCCCCGAUGGGAAUGAAAAAGGAACUUAUUAUGCGUUCCAUCUUGGUGGAACUAAUUUUAGAGUCUUGCGGGUUCAACUAGGGGGUAAAGAGUCGAAGAUAAUGGGACAUGAAGUGAAACGUCAACCCAUUCCGCAACAUUUGAUGACUAGUAAGAUUGAGGAUCUCUUCGAUUUCAUUGCAUCAACGCUGAAAGAGUUUGUUGAAAGAGAGGGUGAUAAUUCAGGGCUUCAAAUUGGCAGCAGGAGAGAGCUUGGCUUUACAUUCUCUUUUCCUGUAAAACAGCUAUCUGUUUCGUCAGGUCUACUCAUUAAGUGGACAAAAGCUUUCGCUAUUGAAGACAUGGUUGGAAAAGAUGUUGCUGAGUGUUUACAGCAAGCAUUGGCCAAGAGAGAGUUAGAUAUGCGGGUGGGAGCAUUGGUGAAUGAUACUGUGGGAACAUUAGCUCUUGGACAUUAUGAUGAUGAGGACACUGUGGCUGCAGUAAUCAUUGGCACAGGCACAAAUGCUUGCUAUGUAGAGCGGACAGAUGCAAUUAUUAAGUGUCAAGGUCUUCUUACAAAUUCUGGAGGCAUGGUUGUCAACAUGGAAUGGGGAAAUUUUUGGUCAUCUCAUCUGCCAAGAACAUCAUAUGAUAUGGAUCUGGAUGCUGACAGCCCUAAUCCAAAUGACCAGGGUUUUGAAAAGAUGAUUUCUGGGAUGUAUCUUGGUGAUAUUGUGAGGAGGGUCAUUCUUAGGAUGGCUCAAGAGUCGGAUGAUUUUGAGGAUAUUGCAUCUAGGCUAUCAGUGCCCUUCAUCUUGAGGACUCCAUUGAUGGCUGCCAUGCAUGAGGAUGAAUCUCCCGACUUGAUAGAAGUAUCCAGAAUAUUGAAGGAUACUCUUGAGAUAAAUGACAUUCCUUUGAAGGUAAGGAAGCUCAUUGUGAGAAUAUGUGAUGUGGUGACACGCAGAGCUGCCCGAUUGGCAGCUGCAGGCAUUGUGGGGAUUUUGAAGAAAAUUGGGAGGGAUGGCAGUGGUGGUGUUGCCAGUGGAAGAAGUAAGAGUGUAGGUGAGCCGUCAAGCAAAAUGAGAAGAACCGUUGUAGCGAUAGAUGGCGGUCUAUAUUCCAGUUAUACCAUGUUUAGGGAGUACUUAAAUGAGGCUGUGGCUGAAAUCUUAGGGGAGGAAGUGGCCCAACAUGUUGUCCUCAAAGUUAUAGAGGACGGGUCUGGAAUUGGAGCUGCUUUGCUUGCUGCUUCCCAUCCAUCCCUCAGUGUGGCUCAUGAUAAUGUAACGUUGCUAUAAAUCAAUAUAGAAAAUAUGUUGCCCCUGUAAAAUGUAGAAUUCAUUUUCCAUAAUCCAUUUAUAAUAUAUAUAUUUAUAUAUAUACAUAUCCAUAUGUGUAUAUAUAUGUACAUGUACAUAUAAGAAAAGAUUUGGUGUUGUACA
Messenger RNA from Telopea speciosissima, 1933 nucleotides. Its product is annotated as hexokinase-3-like. Gene Ontology annotation, biological process: glycolytic process; intracellular glucose homeostasis; glucose 6-phosphate metabolic process. Gene Ontology annotation, cellular component: cytosol; mitochondrion. Lineage: Eukaryota; Viridiplantae; Streptophyta; Magnoliopsida; Proteales; Proteaceae. Gene Ontology annotation, molecular function: glucokinase activity; fructokinase activity; mannokinase activity. The transcript is spliced from 9 exons. The record is from RefSeq and is a predicted model, not a curated record. Bases 245 to 1789 code for a protein of 514 amino acids.